CCAUCAUCUGUUCACUAAGGAGCAGGGAGCAGACAGACGGCGCAUCUUCUCUAUAAGGCUUUUCUCUUAUGUGCUAGCAGUAGGAUCUGGAAUUUUUUUCUACUGUGUUAACUGUGUUGGCCGUGAAGCAUAAUGGGAGAGCUAUUCCGUAGUGAGGAGAUGACCCUAGCACAGCUUUUCCUGCAAUCGGAGGCUGCAUAUUGCUGUGUUAGUGAACUGGGGGAGCUGGGAAUGGUGCAGUUCAGGGAUCUGAACCCCGAUGUGAAUGUGUUCCAGAGGAAGUUUGUGAAUGAAGUUAGGCGUUGUGAGGAGAUGGAUCGAAAGCUGCGUUUUGUAGAGAAGGAGAUUAAGAAAGCCAACAUCCCCAUCAUGGACACUGGUGAAAAUCCAGAAGUACCAUUUCCACGAGACAUGAUCGAUCUUGAGGCAACUUUUGAGAAGCUGGAGAAUGAACUGAAGGAAAUCAACACAAACCAAGAAGCCUUGAAGAAGAAUUUUCUGGAGCUGACUGAAUUAAAGCACAUCCUACGACGUACACAGCAGUUCUUUGAUGAGAUGGAAGACCCCAACCUGCUGGAGGAGACUUCAUCUCUUUUGGAUCCCAGUGAGGCUGGAAGAGGGGCUCCACUGCGGCUCGGGUUUGUUGCUGGUGUAAUAAGUCGCGAACGUAUACCCACUUUUGAACGGAUGCUUUGGAGGGUUUGCCGUGGCAAUGUUUUUUUACGACUGGCUGAGAUUGAGGACCCCCUUGAGGAUCCCACUACAGGAGAUCAAGUUCAUAAGUCAGUAUUUAUCAUCUUUUUCCAAGGGGACCAACUCAAAAACCGUGUAAAGAAGAUUUGUGAGGGGUUCCGUGCAUCCCUGUACCCUUGUCCUGAAACACCACAGGAGAGAAAGGAGAUGGCAGCUGGAGUCAGCACUCGCAUUGAUGACCUGCAGAUGGUGCUAAAUCAAACUGAGGAUCAUCGGCAGAGGGUUCUCCAGGCUGCUGCUAAAACUUUGCGUGUAUGGUUCAUCAAAGUGAGGAAGAUGAAGGCCAUCUAUCACACACUGAACCUCUGCAAUAUUGAUGUCACACAGAAAUGUUUAAUUGCAGAAGUGUGGUGCCCUGUCUCUGACUUGGACUCUAUACAGUUUGCCCUGCGGAGGGGCACGGAAAGAAGUGGAUCCACUGUUCCUUCCAUCCUGAAUAGAAUGCAGACCAAACAGACUCCACCUACCUUCAACAAGACAAACAAAUUCACCUCUGGAUUCCAGAACAUUGUGGAUGCUUAUGGAAUUGGAACCUACAGAGAGAUUAACCCAGCACCCUACACCAUCAUCACCUUUCCUUUUCUGUUUGCUGUGAUGUUUGGGGACAUGGGUCAUGGUACCCUUAUGACCUGUGCCGCCCUCUACCUGGUCAUCAGAGAGAGUCGCUUACUUGCACAGAAGCGUGACAAUGAGAUGUUUAACAUGGUGUUUGCAGGCCGGUAUAUAAUCCUUUUAAUGGGCCUAUUUUCCAUAUACACUGGAAUGAUCUACAAUGACUGUUUCUCCAAAUCCCUCAACAUGUUUGGUUCUGGGUGGAGCAUCAAGCCCAUGUUUGGCUUCAAAGGAGCAAACUGGACGUUUGAGACUCUUGACGGAAAUCCAGUUCUACAACUUGACCCAGUUGUGCCAGGAGUAUUUGGUGGACCAUAUCCUCUGGGUAUUGACCCAGUCUGGAACAUUGCCACAAACAAGCUAACUUUUUUGAACUCAUUUAAAAUGAAGAUGUCAAUCAUUCUAGGGGUGAUUCACAUGUUGUUUGGAGUCACUCUUUCUCUCUUCAAUCAUCUGUACUUUAAGAAGCCUCUGAACAUCUUCCUAGGUUUUAUCCCAGAAAUUGUGUUUAUGAGCUGCCUGUUUGGUUAUUUGGCCUUGCUGAUCUUCUAUAAGUGGACAGCCUAUGAUGGAAUCACUUCUAAAGAUGCUCCAAGUCUCCUUAUUGCCUUCAUCAACAUGUGUCUUUUUAACUACAACGAUCCAUCUAAUAAAGCUCUAUACAAAGGACAGAUGGGGAUCCAGUGUUUGUUGGUGGUUAUUGCUAUGAGCUGUGUUCCCUGCAUGUUGGUGGUGAAGACUAUGGUGCUUCGUCGUCAGCACUUGUGGAAAAAGCACUUGUCCCAGAUGAGGGAGGCAAGCCCUGCUCAGAAAGUAGAAACAUUAGAGCAAGCAGGAACCAGCUCAUCCACCGGACUCACUCAACAGGGCACACAGAAGUUUGGGGGAGUCCGGGUCGGGAAUGGACCCACUGAGGAUGAGGCUGAAAUCAUUGAGCACGACCAGCUAUCCCAGCAUUCUGAUGACGCAGAUGAGCACUCAGAGGAAGAACCGUUUAACUUUGGGGAUGUAGCAGUCCAUCAGGCCAUCCACACCAUUGAAUACUGUCUAGGUUGCAUCUCCAACACUGCAUCCUACUUGCGUCUUUGGGCCCUUAGUCUUGCUCAUGCACAACUGUCAGAAGUGCUAUGGGGAAUGGUGAUGCACAUAGGACUGUCCUCUUCAAGUGGUGGUGGAUUCUUUGGUUUGACUAUUAUUUUCCCAGUCUUUGCCACACUUACAGUGUGUAUUCUUCUUGUCAUGGAGGGUCUGUCUGCAUUCCUACAUGCUCUGCGACUGCACUGGGUGGAAUUCCAGAACAAGUUUUACACAGGCCAGGGCUUCAAGUUUGUGCCCUUUUCAUUUGACAGCAUCCUGGAGGGUCGAUUUGAAGAGUAAAACUGUUCUUCAUACUCCCAACAGACUGCAAGCAUUCAUAGCAUUCUCUUUUGCAUGCAUCUGAUUCUGAUAUUCCGCUGUUCCUAUUCAUAGCAUUUUUUGUGAAUUGUAAACUGUAACCUUUGACAUUCCAAGUGGGCAGUAGAAAACCAUUGUGUUGAUUAUUUCAUGUUUUGUUAUAUGUGAGAUGUGUGAUAUUGUUAAGCACAGUGACGGUUGAUGUGAAUAUGAUGUGCUAACAUCCUCAAAUACAAUAUAUUGAAGUCAUAUCUUGGCCAUAUUCAGAAUCUGUGGUUUAUCUGGGAAAGUUACUUAUAUUCAGUGUCAAGUUAUGCAGCUGCUUUAAUUAUUCAGAUUUUCUGUGGUUCCUCUUCAGAUUAUUAAAAUCAUCUGCAUGUAGUUCACAUUUCUGAGCCACCAAAGGUUUAUUCAGCAGUGGUGCUGGAGAUAAGAGUAUAUGAUGUUACAAAUGCAAAAUUAUAUAUAUUUGUUUUUUUGUUUUUUUUUAUGUAAAUGAGUAGUUGGUGAGCACUGAAAUAAAUCCUGAUUAGUAGUUCUAGUGUAGCUGUUUAAUUGUUUUAAUUGUUAACUUUAUGAAGCCAUUAAGAUGGAUUACCUUUGAUGUCUUUGGUAAAAAAAACAAAACAUAUACUUACAUCAGUUGAGAGAAUCACAUAUAACUGAGACAUAUCUGUUUUUGGCUAACCUCACUUUACAGGCACAAAUACCACACAACUGAGUGAAUAGUGAUGUGCAAAAUGUUCUGUAUAAAAUUUCCCCUAACUGCACAUAAAUCUGAGUGCUGACCUUGGUGAAUAAUCCAGUGAAAAUAUCAGCAUGGUGGAGGACUAUCAUUUUAUUUUUACAGUUUAUUCAUGUACUUGGGAAUGUCUAAAUAUAUGAAUAGAACAAAAAUACUAAUGAUAUAAAAGGUAGUAAAAAAUAUAUAGCACAGGUAAGAUAUCAAAUUUACUCUAAUUAUUAAAAAUUUUACUGCAUCGUAAAAAUGCACUGUGCACACUUUUGCACUGUGACAAGUUAUAAAAGAUUCUCAUGUCUCCAUGGAAAAUUCUCAUUACAUUGUUAAUGGUCCUUGCAGAUCACCCAUUCCAUCAUCAGCAAUGCUUUUGGUAUUGGAACAUAGGAAAGGAAGCAGAUGUUUCCUCUGUAAACACUGAGAGCUGAUCAAGAUGAGAAUUCUUUAAGUCUGACUUCACUUUUCCUAAAAGGAACGAAUGCAAUUCAUAUUAUCAUUGAUAAGUGAGAACAUGGGUUCCAAAGUCCCAUUGCAGGUAUAGAAUUACAUUUAACCACUGGUGUCAGUAGUUUUUAAAAUGUGUGUAUUGUUCCCUGUAUUGGAAAGUUGUAUUACAUAAACAUUUUGGUCAAUUGGUGUAUGGACAUAUCAUAGAUGAUAACCACUGUAUAUUGGUGUUUGGGAGAAAUUGGAGUACAUCACAAAACUUUCACUAUUAAAGAGCUCUGCUGGGUUAAGCCAUUCAACUGUUCCCAUUUUUUUUUCCUAGAAACUAAUAUCAACUAAAUUUAGAUUGGUCAACA
Tachysurus vachellii is the source of this 4302-nucleotide messenger RNA. RefSeq names its product ATPase H+ transporting V0 subunit a1b (gene atp6v0a1b). The transcript is spliced from 22 exons. Gene Ontology annotation, cellular component: vacuolar proton-transporting V-type ATPase, V0 domain; plasma membrane; vacuolar proton-transporting V-type ATPase complex. Gene Ontology annotation, biological process: vacuolar acidification; proton transmembrane transport. Gene Ontology annotation, molecular function: proton-transporting ATPase activity, rotational mechanism; ATPase binding. The coding region runs from base 133 to 2742 and encodes 869 amino acids. The record is from RefSeq and is a predicted model, not a curated record. NCBI's taxonomy places the organism in Eukaryota, Metazoa, Chordata, Actinopteri, Siluriformes, Bagridae.